AUGUUAAUGACGACGAUGCAAUCUGUUCUUGACGAGAUUUGUCUCCUUCUAGAAACCUAUAAAGGUAGAGACAAGAUUCUCCGAACGCUAAGUUAUGUUACCAAGCUGGUUGGUGGUUUGCACAACAAUGAGGAAAUUGCCAAGAAAUUGCUAAUUUUUAGCUCAAAAAUGUCAGGGGCUAGAGCUACCCUUCGAUUACUUGAUGACAUUCCAAUGAUACAGUACACUCUACAAUAUGGAUUGGGGAAAACAGAACCAGACAGACUGAUGGCACAACUAGGAGUCCUAUCGAACGUGAUCGACCAAGUGUAUUACCCUAUAGAGAAAAUAUCGUGGUUAGCCGAACAUAAGUUGAUAUCCGGAAUUGACAAUGACAAAUGGGACACGGCAAGUUCCGUCUGUUGGGUGUUGUCCAUUUAUUUGACAUUGAUUAAGACUUUCAGGUAUAUUACAGUACUUGAAAAACACAAGGGUUGUGUCUCCAAGGAUGGAAGUAUCCCAUUGGAACGAAUCUUGAGGUUGCAAAAAUAUGAGAUGCUGACUUUAUUGAGAAUGUCUAUCGAUUUCGUACAUGCUGUCAACACCCUGCCACCAGGAUUUCUAUGGUCGUCCAAACUGAAAACAUGGCAGGUCGGAUUUGUAGGAACGUUAUCUUCCCUUCUAGGUUUAUAUCAGAUUUUUUAUAAAAGGACGUUGAAAUGA
This is a messenger RNA of Phaedon cochleariae (mustard beetle), 702 nucleotides long. NCBI's taxonomy places the organism in Eukaryota, Metazoa, Arthropoda, Insecta, Coleoptera, Chrysomelidae. The record is from the annotation of a GenBank genome assembly.